Messenger RNA from Heterocephalus glaber (naked mole-rat), 4211 nucleotides. It is a transcript of the gene Fitm2, whose product is annotated as fat storage inducing transmembrane protein 2. Gene Ontology annotation, biological process: lipid droplet organization; phospholipid biosynthetic process; lipid storage. The record is from RefSeq and is a predicted model, not a curated record. Gene Ontology annotation, cellular component: endoplasmic reticulum membrane. Gene Ontology annotation, molecular function: coenzyme A diphosphatase activity. NCBI's taxonomy places the organism in Eukaryota, Metazoa, Chordata, Mammalia, Rodentia, Bathyergidae.
CAAAGCCCCGCAAUGGCCACAAGAGGGCGUGGGCAGGUUCCGUAACCUGAGCGCUCUGCAAGGGGUGGGGCCCGCGAAUGGCGCGCAUGCGCUGGAAGGGAGGUGGUGGGGCCAGCCUAGAAGGGCAGGACGGUGGCCGAGAGGGGACCCGGAGGAGGACGGUGGCCCACGAGGUCCGGCAUGGAGCAUCUGGAGCGCUGCGAGUGGUUCCUCCGGGGGACCCUAGUGCGGGCGGCCGUGCGACGUUACUUGCCGUGGGCGCUGGUGACCUCCAUGCUGGCGGGCUCACUCCUCAAAGAGCUCUCUCCGCUGCCCGAGAGCUACCUCAGCAACAAGCGCAACGUCCUGAACGUGUAUUUUGUCAAAGUGGCCUGGGCCUGGACAUUCUGUCUCCUCCUGCCUUUCAUUGCCCUCACCAACUACCACCUGACAGGCAAGGCCAGCCUGGUCCUACGGCGGCUGAGCACCUUGCUUGUGGGCACAGCCAUCUGGUACAUCUGCACAGCCCUCUUCUCCAACAUCGAGCACUACACAGGCAAUUGCUACCAUUCACCAGCCCUGGAGGGGGUCAGAGAGGAGCACCGGAGCAAGCAGCACUGCCACCGGGAAGGAGGCUUCUGGCAUGGCUUUGACGUCUCAGGCCACUCCUUCCUGCUGACCUUCUGCGCCCUCAUGAUUGUGGAGGAGAUGGCCGUGCUUCAUGAGCUGAAGACAGAUCGGAGCCACUGCCUCCAUACCGCCAUUACCACCUUGGUCGUCGCCCUGGGCCUCUUGACCUUCAUUUGGAUGUGGAUGUUUCUGUGCACAGCCGUUUAUUUCCAUGAUGUGUCCCAGAAGGUGUCUGGCACCUUGUUUGGUUUGCUGGGCUGGUAUGGGACAUACAGAUUUUGGUAUCAGAAAUCCUUUUCUCCAGGACUUCCUCCCCAGAGCUCUUCCCUGAAUUUGAGGCAAGACAGUCACAAGGAAUGAGAGAAACAAAAGGUGGGAUGGCAGGACGAUGGCUAAUGUAUUUUCCACUUAAUUUAUUUAGUGAUUGGCAGAAUUAAUGGUUCCACUUGAGAGAGGAAGCUUACUGGGCAGUUUUGGGGAAUGGUGGUGGAGUCUCGGGUGUGAGUUCAGUCCUUAGAUUCUUCUAGGCAUAUUGCCUGUUUCACCAAAACCAUCAUUCCCACCAGACUGUUUUUGUCCCUGGUAAGACUUGAUCUUAAUCUGGAACACCCUUUGUCUCUAGAGGGUAAAGCUGAAAGCUCAGUGAAGAGACAGAAUUAUGAAGCGCUCUGUGACGUGGCUCAAGGAGAGGCCAGAACCUCAGGACUCCUCAGUUGCCCUCGUCCUGAUUCUAGUUGUCUUUUGAUUUCAGUGGCUAUUGAUGCUGGUUUUUGUUUUCUGGGAGUUUUUUUGGUUUUUUGAUGUUGGUACGGGGGAUCGAACUCGGGUCCUUGCACUUGCGAGGCAGGCGGCAGAACCACUGAGCUAAAUCCCCGGCCCUGUUUUUUGUUUUUUAAACAGUAUUCCCCUCUGGUCAGUUUUGCCAUAAGCAUUUAUUUCUGGCAGGGUUCUGUAUAAAACACCCCAGUGCCUGAAAGACACUCUCUGGUUAUGGUAUUUGUUUCUUCAGGAGAAUGUUGAAUAUCAAAGUUGGCUGUGAUCAGCCACUAAAAUGAGCCAUUAAGCUGCAGUGCUUCUAUAACUGAGCACUGGGUGAUUUUUUUUUUUUUUUUUUGGUGCCGGGGAUCAAACUCAGGUCCUUGCGCUUGCGCAACAGGCGGCGAAACCACUGAGCUAAAUCCCCGGCCCCAGCACUGGGUGAUUUUAACGAACCGAACAAUGGUAAUUUUUGUCCAUGUUGUCUAUUGUUGUAUGUUGGAUUUUGGAGCAAUAAGGUUUACCCUUUUUUCCCUCCUCUAUUUUUAGUGACUGCUUUAUAGUUUUUAAUAACAACUAUGGCGUUUGUUCUUUGUUGACAAAACUCCUGAAAAUGACUGAGCUCCAGUGUUCCACUUUGGCACAUGUAGAUUGUUUUGAGGGUUUUGUUUUUAGAACACUGAUUUCCUUUUUUCUUUUUUUUUUUUUUUGAGACAGGGUCUCACUCUGUAGUUCAGACUGGCCUCAAACUUACUAUGGAACCCAGGCUGGCCUCGAACUCAGGGCAAUCCUCCUGCCUCAGCCUCCAGAGGGCUGGGAUUAAAGUGUAAGCCACCAUGCCCGGCCUAGAACACUAAUUUACUUUUUAUAAACCAGACUCUUGGCUUAUAGUAUUAAAUUUCACCUCAUGGGGUUAUUCUAAUAAGAAUGAAAUGAGAAAUCAGGCUAAUAAUUUGGUGAGUUUAAAACUGAGUCAGAGUAAUUUUGCAAAAUGUCUAUUUUGGACUGAAACUUUCCUGACCACAUAUCAGUUGUGUAGACAGAAGAGCGUUUCAGGGUCACAGGACAAGUGCAGUAGUGCCUAUGGUGUGGGCCAAGUCAUUUUCACCUUUGGACAUGAUUAUAAUAUCUCAGAAGUGAAGUCAAGUCUCCCUCCAGUGGCCGGAAGCCAGCCUUGUUGCGAAGACAUCCUUAUUAGAUGGUGCCAUGACUUUGGCCCCAUGCCCUCUUACUUGCGCCACCAACAAACCAGUGCAAAACCUGGGCCUGUUCACUGGCCUUGGAAUCAGCUCAUCUUUUCUUUCUUCUCUGCAGUACUUCUCAGUUUCCAGCCUUCCUGGUAAGAAUGCUGGGGAGGGCUAGAAAUCCUGUCACCUCCAUCCCACAAGACACAGCUCCACAUUUUGUAAGAUGUCCCCUCUCUUCUCCUUAGGCCUUUCAGACUGAGCCCCUUGCCUUAUAAAUAACUGCCCUUGAAGCUGCUUUGGUGCCCCUUCCCCAGUCACGCUGGAUAAUACCAUUAACUGAUAAGCUCUACACUCGACUGGCUUAACUCAACCCAAGGUUGUUAGGAGCUUGGCACAUCUUCAGGGUAAAUUUUUUUAUAUAGAAAUAUAUUUAAAAGGGGCCGGGGAUUUAGCUCAGUGGUUUUGCUGCCUGCUCCUCAAGCACAAGGACCCGAAUUCCAUCCCCGGUACCAAAAAAAAAAAAAAAAAAGAAAAAGAAAUAUAUUUAAAAUAUGUAUUUUAUAUGCUGUUGAGCUGUGGGCCAACUUUAUCAAAACAGGAGAUGUGAGAUGUUGUUCCAAAACGGGGAGAAACACAGGCAGUGAGGUGUCACCACAGUGCUAUGGAAGAUGUGACAAGUGGACUAGAGAGGGGCAUUCCACACUCAAGUUUCCAUCAGUCCAGGAGGCUUGGGAGUGGGGCUGGGGUAGGUGCCCAGGGCUUGUUGAAGGGGUUGAAGUCUCCCCUAAGUUCCAUGUUCAGCACCAGAAGAGAAUGGGUGAUCAGCACCAGAGGGCACAGGGUGAUCAGAAGUUUACUUGUCACAACUCAGUCUCCAAACAUUUUUCGUAUGAGGUCUGAUCUAGGCUUAACAUUAUAUAUAGGAAAUGUCAGUUAUCCAGCCUUGUAUGGGUUAGGCUUCCACCAAUUGCUCAUUCUUAGCACCAUUUUUUUUUCUUUUUUGGAGUGCUGGGAUGGAGCCCAGGCCCGUGUAUAUGCUGAGCAUGCCCUCUACUUCUGAACUACACCCAUCCCCGUUAGCACCUUGCCUUUUCUUCAGAAAAAUCAUGCAUAAGUGAGAGUUUGGGCUCAGGCAAACAUGGGAUGUAGGUUCAGAUCUUGGCCCCAUUUGCAAUAGCCAUACGAUUGUGGCCCACACUUUGUCUUCCUCAUCUCUAAAGUGGAGAUGGCACCAUUAGGAUCAAGGGAGAUGAUGCAUAGAAAGUGCUGAGCAUAUGUACUUAACAGGUGAUAAUCUCCAUGCCACUGCUUCUCGAUGACUUUGGGAAUGUUCUGGUUCCUCUAGAGAAGGCAGAGAAACUAACAUCUUUUGGGGGCCACUCAGAGUCUGGGUCUGUUGGAAUAGUCUCAUCUUCUGAAAAGUAUCUGUUGUCCCCAGGUGCUCAACUAGAGGUUUCGGAGCAUAAGUGAUUAUAGGGUUCUGCCGUGCUUAUUUUCCUCUAUGUGAAGGUUCUUUCACUGACGCCUCAUUUCCACAUUCAUCUGUCAUCGUCUGGGUACCAGAUUGUAUUUAGAGAAUGGCUCCUGCCACUGUUAUAUACACACAGAUCCCAUGUAUAAACAAGCAAAUUAAAACACAAUGGAGACAAUCAAACCCUA